Messenger RNA from Blepharisma stoltei, 1871 nucleotides. Lineage: Eukaryota; Ciliophora; Heterotrichea; Heterotrichida; Blepharismidae. The record is from the annotation of a GenBank genome assembly.
AUGUUUGCUUGGUUCGGGAUUCUUAACUCUCUUGACUAUUUCUUUGCGAUCUCUGGAAAAUCAGUUCUGUUUUAUUCUUAUAUGUAUUAUUUCAGUUUGCCUUGGUUUGUAUGCCAGACUUUUAUUUUUUUCUUUGCGUAUAGGAUUUCUUACACAUAUAGAGCAUUCACAACCUUUGGGAUAUCUUCGCUGCUUUUGCUUCUUAUUAUUGAAUUUAGCUAUAUUUUGGCAGAUGACGCUGCUUAUAUUACAGUAGCUGUGCUGAUAUUCUUAUUAGGAUGCAACACUUCAGUGCUCUCUGCAAGCGUGAUGGGGCUGGCUUCACUUCUUCCUGGGAAAUAUAUUGGAGCUUUAACACUAGGAAUGGGUUUUGCAGGGCUAAUUCCCUGCAUCGUAAAAUUGCUUACACUUUGGAUUUGGGGGCCAAGUACAUGGGAAAGCUUCCUUGUGCUGAUGCUGAUGUCGGUAGUUAUAUCAUUAGCGUGCAUUGGUGCAGUUUUGGCACUAGAAAACAAUAAAUUUGCCCAAUACUAUUUUUCUGCAUCAAGUUCUCCAGCAAGUCCAACUUAUUCUCCUAAAUUGACAGAUAGAUUAUUAAACCGAAACCUCAAUAAAAAGCUAAAUGAAGAAAGCCACGUCCUUGUUGCGUCUCCUAGGAAUUACUCAAUAGGAAAUAUAAUAAACAAUACAAGAAGAGAUAUAAGGCAUAGAGAAAGAGAGAUUGAAAAGGAAAAAGAAAAAGAAAAAACUAAUAAAGUCGUGGAGUUCAAUUUUAAUUGGGAUGAGUCUGAAGAGAAUGAACAAAGCCACCAACAAGCUCCGGCUCAGCCAAAAAUGAAUUUUGAGAUAAAGGCGAAAGAAGUUGUAGAAAAGCAAGUCGAAGUUCCUGAAAAAGAAGAAGUUUAUGGAGCUAAAGCGAGCGUAUUGGGAGUUGUUAAGCAAGCAUAUCUUCCUUUAGGGUUGCAAUUUGUGAACAAUUUUAUUACGUGGAUGAUGUUUCCAGGGGUUAUCAUUUUUGCGAUACAUGCUGAAGCUAGCCUCCCAUGAACUAUUGUUUUUCAUUGUGCCUUGUUCAAUAUCUUUUCCCUCUUACUCCCCCCCUCCGUUAGCGAAAAAAAACCAUUGGAAAAAUACCUAUUUUUUACCCAAAAACCCCCGCAUAAGCUAACAAAAAAAUUUUUUCAUUGCAAAAUUUUAUAUGAAAUAAAAAUUGGUAUAUAAGUGAUAAUUAUUAUAACGAAAUCUCUCGCUAAUUCUGCUUAAUUUUAAAACAAAUUGCAUUUUAAAACAUAAAUUUUACAAAUUUAAUUUAUUUGUUUCCAAUUUUUGCAAAUUGGGAUUUUUUUUAACUUUGGAAACAAACUUUUACUAUAUAAAUUUUUUACAAAAAAAAAAAAUGAACCUCCUCCGUAAGUAAAAAAAAUUUUUUGUUUGCUCACGGAGGGGGGAAUUUAGGAAAUUUCAUGCCGAACUAUGGGAUUUUAGAUAUAAGAACCUUAUCCCUCAUUAUUGUAGCUAGAUUUGUGUUCUUCUAUACAACCCCUCAAACUCUUCUUCAUUGUGUAUUUUAUGAUGUUUGCGAUAAUGGCUCUUGCUAUUAUAUGUCAUCCAUCUUUGCUAAUUCGAUAUUUAGAUAUGUCAAUACCAGCAUUUUCAGCUUCACUCAUGGGUAUUGCUUCACUUGUUUAGCGAUUUUAGCACCAGGCUCAAUAUCUAAGAAAUCUCCCGAUCGCGAUAGCGAAUUAGAAAUGGCAGGACACUUAGUUUCAUGCAUGAUUGCAUUCGGAAUGACAAUAGGGUACAUUUUAUGUGAAAUAAUAUAUAUGGAUUAUGUUCCAUUUAAUUACUGUGUCGAAACCACAGUCAGUUAA